Messenger RNA from Pyrus x bretschneideri (Chinese white pear), 957 nucleotides. Its product is annotated as PR5-like receptor kinase. Gene Ontology annotation, biological process: protein phosphorylation. The transcript has a single exon. Bases 16 to 957 code for a protein of 313 amino acids. Gene Ontology annotation, molecular function: ATP binding; protein kinase activity. The record is from RefSeq and is a predicted model, not a curated record. Lineage: Eukaryota; Viridiplantae; Streptophyta; Magnoliopsida; Rosales; Rosaceae.
UCAGAUGUGAAGAAAAUGACAAUCUCCUUCAGAGAUACAAUAGGUAAAGGAGGCUUUGGCACUGUAUACAAAGGAAAACUACCCGACGAUGGACGUAUUGUUGCAGUGAAAGUCCUUAGCGAGUCCAAAGGUAACGGAGAAGAAUUUAUCAAUGAAGUUGCUAGCAUUGGUAGAACUUCCCAUGUCAACAUAGUCACUCUUUUCGGAUUCUGUUACGAAAGGGACAGAAGAGCUUUGAUUUACGAAUUCAUGCCUAACGGAUCUCUUGAUAGUUUCAUACGUAAGCAAGGAUCUGAUAUUGAAAAGUGUCGCUUAGGGUGGAAGACAUUAUCUGAAAUAGCGGUUGGUGUUGCACGUGGACUAGAGUACUUGCACCGCGGUUGCAACACAAGAAUUUUGCAUUUUGACAUAAAGCCGCAAAACAUUCUUUUGGACAAAGACUUUUGCCCGAAAAUUGCUGAUUUCGGUCUUGCCAAACUAUGCAAAGCGAAGGAGAGCAUUGUGUCGAUGUUGGGCACAAGAGGAACUGCAGGAUACAUCGCACCUGAAGUAUUUAGUCGGAGUUUUGGAGGAGUGUCUCACAAGUCUGAUGUGUACAGCUACGGAAUGCUGGUUCUCGAAGUGGUUGGAGCAAGAAAGAAUUUGGAUUCUAGAGUGUCUCAUACGAGUGAAAUGUUUCCGCAUUACGUUUAUAAAAUUCUAGAGCUAGAGAACAGUGAGAAUGUUUUUGGGGCUAUCAGUGAGGAGGAAAAUGAAAUAGCAAGAAGGAUGGUGUUGAUAAGCAUGUGGUGCAUUCAGACCAUUCCUUCUGAUCGGCCAUCGAUGAGCAAAGUGGUGGAGAUGUUGGAGGGACCCCUUCAAUCCUUGCAAAUUGCCCCCAAGCCCUUCUUGUUUUCUCCUACAACAGCUGCAGUAGACUCCACGAGCACAUCCCAACAGUCUGAUGAAACAAACUAG